AACGUCAAUUGUCAUCUAAGUCGAAUUACAUUUUAAGGUUAUGUUGUGUGUUUCUAAAAUUUAAAUGCUUUAACUACUUUAUCUUCAAGAUGGAUGAAAUAAUAGUAGGAACAUACGAAGGUUUUUUGCUGGGAUAUUCAUUAAGAUCAGAAGACGAAUCGGAAACCAAAUUAAAGCAAACUUUUGCGACACAUUCACAUACAUCGUCUGUGCGAUGUAUAUCCGUUGCUGGGAAGUUUCUAGCGUCCGGUGGGACUGACGACAAAGUUGUAAUUAUAGACUUGAAGACUCGCAAGGAACAUACAGUUUUAAUGAACCACGAUGGCACAAUCAAUAGCGUGGCCUUCACGCACGGCGGUACGCAUUUACUUACCGGCAGUGACGAUGGGUGCAUCAUUGUAACAAGGACAGGCAACUGGCAGAUUGAGAAAAUUUGGAAAAAGGCACAUGGUGGGCAGCCUGUUACAGCAAUUGCUGUUCACGAAUCGGACAAAUUGGCUUUAAGCAUUGGUGGAGAUAAAACCUUGAGAACAUGGAAUUUAGUUAAGGGCCGUCCAGCGUUUACUAUCAAUCUAGCUAGCAAGGGUGUCAGUAUGCCCACUGAAAUUAAAUUUUCACCAGGUGGGGAUAGAUUUUCCCUUGUUUCAUUGCAAAAUGUUGAUGUUUGGACUAUCAGCAAAGCAGGCUUAGAGAAACGCUUAACAUGUAAUUCUAAACCGACUACUGUACAAUGGAUUGAUGAUGACAAAAUGUUUGUUGGACUUGAAACUGGCAACAUUAUUAACUUCAAAGUAUCGGAAACACAGGCAGAGACAUUUAAUGCACAUAAACAGAGAGUGAAAAGUUUGCAUUAUGAAAAUAACAUGUUAUAUUCAGCAUCAAGUUCCGGAGAACUAAAAGCUUGGUCUAUAAGUGAAAAUAAACUAAAAGAGAUAUGCUCUGCAAAAGCUGCUUGUAGAGUAACUUGUGUAGCAUUAAAUAGACAAAGCCAUUUAAUAAAGAAAGAAGAAUCUGAUAAUGAAAGUGAUAAAGAAGAAAAAUUGUCUAAAAAUUCUGAUAGUGAUGUAUCAGCAGAUGAUGUCAAGGCAGAAACUAUUUCAAAAAAGAGGAAGCCUGGGGCAUUUGUAACUAUAAGUUAUGAUGAUGAUAAUGCUAAUAAAGAAUCUGCUAACUCAGAGCCACCUGUCAAGAAAGCAAAAAGGAAGAGGAGAAAUAAAAAGAAAAAUAAAAAUAAUGAAUAAUUUAAAUAA
Messenger RNA from Bicyclus anynana (squinting bush brown), 1250 nucleotides. Its product is annotated as p21-activated protein kinase-interacting protein 1-like. NCBI's taxonomy places the organism in Eukaryota, Metazoa, Arthropoda, Insecta, Lepidoptera, Nymphalidae. Gene Ontology annotation, molecular function: protein binding. The transcript has 3 exons. The coding region runs from base 90 to 1241 and encodes 383 amino acids. The record is from RefSeq and is a predicted model, not a curated record.